Lemur catta (Ring-tailed lemur) is the source of this 497-nucleotide messenger RNA. It is a transcript of the gene TMSB10, whose product is annotated as thymosin beta 10. Gene Ontology annotation, cellular component: cytoplasm. Gene Ontology annotation, molecular function: actin monomer binding. The transcript is spliced from 3 exons. Gene Ontology annotation, biological process: regulation of cell migration; actin filament organization. NCBI's taxonomy places the organism in Eukaryota, Metazoa, Chordata, Mammalia, Primates, Lemuridae. Bases 119 to 253 code for a protein of 44 amino acids. The record is from RefSeq and is a predicted model, not a curated record.
GCGCGGCGUAUAUAAGGCGAGGGGCGGGCGCCGCUCUUUUGUCUCUUGCUGCAGCAACUCGAGUGGGAGCACCAGGAGCCCGGGCUCGGAGCGGGACGCCAGGGAUUGGUUUAAGAAAAUGGCAGACAAACCGGACAUGGGGGAAAUCGCCAGCUUCGAUAAGGCCAAGCUGAAGAAGACGGAGACGCAGGAGAAGAACACCCUGCCGACCAAAGAGACCAUUGAGCAGGAGAAGCGGAGUGAAAUUUCCUAAGAGCUUGGAGGAUUCCCUAUCCCCGUCAUCUUCGAGACCCCAGUCGUGAUGUGGAGGAAGAGCCACCUGCAAGAUGGACACGAGCCACAAGCUGCACUGUGAACCUGGGCACUCCGCGCCGAUGCCACCGGCCCGUGGGUCUUUGAGGGGACCCCUAAUCGGACUGCCAAAUUCUCCGGUUUGCCCUGGGAUAUUAUAGAAAAUUGUUUGUAUGAUUAAUGAAAAUAAAACACACCUCGUGGCA